ACGCAGGCGAAGGCUGUUGGCAGCCGGGCUGGAAGCGCCGGCUGCUCCUUCCUGACAGGAAGGGGAAGUUGGACAGCCAUAACUCCUGGCAGCGGCCUCCUGCGCGGUGGCCGGCCCCGCUGCGUGCUCCCGGGCCGGAGGGCAGGCGCUGGGACACAGGGGGGAUGCUGGGGGUGCUGGGGGGGGUGCUGGGGCGCAGCCGCGAGCUGUGGCGGGGCGCCCGGCCCGUCCUGCAGCCCGCCAGAGCCAGCGGCGACAGAGCCAAGGGCGCUCAGGACGCGGCCGUGCAGCCGGCUGAUCCAGGUUACAAGACGUUCCAACAUGACAGAACACCUACAAACUUUGAUAAAAAGGUGUUAGUGUGGGCAGGACGCUUUAAGAGGGAGGAGGACAUCCCCAAGCACAUAUCGUCUGAGCUCCUUGAGGCAGCAAGGAGCAAUGUCAGGAUAAAGGUUUGCUACAUCAUGAUUGCACUGUCCGUGCUGGGCUGUUUGGCCGUGAUCAUCACAGGCAAAGAAGCUGCUAAAAAGGAUCAAACGCUGCUGAGGAUGAACAUAGAAAAGAAAGCCAAAUGGAGGGCUGAGGCGGAGAAAGAGCAGGAGGCAGCUGUUGGGAAGCCACAAUGAUCACGAACAGAUGUAUUUUGGCAGCAGAAGAUAAGUGGUUUGCACACGUGGUGUAUGUACCUGUCUUCAUUUAACCCUUUUGAGCUUUUUCACUGAAACUCUUUCAGGGCAACGACUUCACUGCUCAAAAACUGCUCCGUAGGAAGUGGGAAGCUCCAAGAGCUGCUUUCUGUGGCCUCUGGUCGUAGGCGCCAAGUUCAGCCAAAGCACAGACAUCUCUUCUAAAGUGGGAAGUGUGGGAAGGACGAAUGCAGGACUCCUCAGCACAGGGUCAGCUUUCUGUGGUACCACUGAUGCUCAGCAAGGCCUUGGUGCUGUCACCUCACAGCCAGGAGGGAUGCAGCCCUACAUCGGAGAGCAUCCCAUUCCCUGGAGUGCCUCUAGGGCAGACAGCCUUGGCCAAAAGAGACUGAGGGCAUGGGGAAGAAGAGUCUGGAAUAUGUUUUGCAACCACCAAGAGGUCCACCAUCCCUGCCUCUGAGCCUGCUGCCAUUGCUAUCCCCUCUCCCUCCCCAGCCCUUUGUGGGAUCCCAUGGCUGAGGAGGGGCAGCCCAGGGAACCCGCGCCUGGUACAUGAGCCUGGCCUGGAGGCACCUCUUGUCCUUUGAACCUCACUGGUUUUGCUUUUUCAUCUUCUGCUUCCAGUUGUUGCCGUGAAAGUUGUCUAGCACUUGCUUAGUUGCGAUUUUAGUUAGGAGUAAUUGUUAAUACAUGGUUUGCUAAAACUGGUUCUUUUUAAUCUUUGUAGUUCAUUAAUUCAUAAUAAAACAGCUGUCCAAUUACAUCUGAAACAAAGGCAUCUCUUCACAGCUUCUUUUAAAGUGUCACCAAACUCUCUGGGAUGAUGUUUAACAGAUGGGAGAUGCUAAUGAAAUAUUGAAAGUUA
Molecule: messenger RNA, 1512 nt
Organism: Strigops habroptila (Kakapo)
Lineage: Eukaryota; Metazoa; Chordata; Aves; Psittaciformes; Psittacidae
Product: protein FAM162B-like
Exons: 4
Coding region: 165-626 (153 amino acids)
Biological process (GO): positive regulation of release of cytochrome c from mitochondria; cellular response to hypoxia; neuron apoptotic process
Cellular component (GO): mitochondrion
Source: RefSeq, a predicted model, not a curated record